GGGCGGCGGGUGGAGGCCGUGGGGAGCGGGAGGCGGCGCGCUCGGCCCGGCCCGCGCCAUGUACUGCGCGUACCCCGUGCCCGGCGUGGGCAGCAGCUCCCUCAUGUACUACUACAACGGCAAGACGGUGUAUGCACCAUCCCCGAGUUCUGAUGAUUUCAACAGAGAAUCUCCAAGUUACCCAUCUCCUAAGCCACCAAGCAGUAUGUUUGCUAGCACUUUCUUUAUGCAAGAUGGGACCCACAAUUCUUCUGACCUCUGGAGUUCAUCCAAUGGCAUGAGCCAGCCUGGCUACGGUGGGAUGCUGGGAGGCUCCUCUUCCCACAUGUCCCAGUCCGGCAGUUACGGCAGCCUGCACACACAUGACCGUCUGAGCUAUCCCCCGCAUUCAGUCUCACCUACAGAUAUAAAUGCCAGUCUUCCUCCAAUGUCCAGCUUCCACCGUGGCAGUACCAGCAGUUCACCUUAUGUAGCUGCCUCACACACUCCACCUGUCAAUGGAUCAGAUAAUAUUCUGGGAAACAGAGGAAAUGGUGCUGGAAGCUCACAGACAGGUGAUGCACUUGGAAAGGCAUUGGCAUCUAUUUAUUCUCCUGAUCAUACCAGCAGUAGUUUUCCAUCAAAUCCAUCAACACCAGUUGGAUCACCAUCGCCUCUUACAGGUGCCAGUCAGUGGUCCAGGAGUGGAGGACAAGCCCCCUCAUCUCCCAACUAUGAAAACUCUCUACACUCCUUGAAAAAUCGAGUUGAACAGCAACUUCACGAGCAUUUGCAAGAUGCAAUGUCCUUCUUAAAGGAUGUCUGUGAGCAGUCCCGGAUGGAGGAUCGCUUGGACAGACUGGAUGAUGCCAUCCAUGUUCUACGAAAUCACGCUGUGGGGCCUUCAACGAGCCUGUCAGGUGGCCAUGGAGAUAUUCACAGUUUAUUGGGACCAUCCCACAAUGGGCCAAUUGGGAGCCUGAACUCCAACUAUGGAGCAUCCAGCCUUGUAACAGCCAACAGACAAGCAUCCAUGGUUGGGACUCACCGGGAAGAAGGUGUCAGCCUCAACAGCAACCACUCAGUUCUUCCCAGUACAGUUUCUGCUCAGAGCACAGAACUAAAUCAUAAAACACAAGACAGCUACAGAGCACUGUCGGGUGGCCUACAGAGCCAGUCUGUGGCUAUAGGUCCAACAGAAAUCAAGUCUGAACAUAAGGAGAAGGAUGAGAAUAUCCAUGAACCGCCCUCAUCGGAUGACAUGAAAUCAGAUGACGAGUCCUCCCAGAAGGAUAUCAAGGUCUCCUCCAGAGGCAGAACAAGCAGUACUAACGAAGAUGAGGAUUUAAACCCAGAGCAGAAAAUAGAAAGAGAAAAGGAGAGAAGGAUGGCAAACAACGCCAGGGAGCGUUUGCGUGUCCGGGAUAUCAACGAGGCGUUCAAGGAGCUCGGCAGGAUGUGUCAGCUCCACCUGAAGAGCGAGAAACCGCAGACGAAGCUGCUCAUUCUCCACCAGGCUGUGGCCGUGAUCCUCAGUCUAGAGCAGCAAGUGAGAGAACGAAACCUAAACCCUAAAGCAGCCUGCCUUAAGAGAAGGGAAGAAGAAAAAGUUUCUGCCGUAUCGGCAGAGCCGCCAACACCACACCCAGGAAACCACCCUGGCCUGAGUGAAACUACCAACCCUAUGGGUCAUAUGUGAACACCAGCCAGAAUUCCAGAAUUAUUGGUAGGAUACACAGAAGGUGACCUUUCUUCACAAGGACACAGACAACUAACAUUAUAUGAAGACACAAACAUGACAGGAGAAAACACUUGAAGCAAGAAACCCAAAUGCAAUCUUAUGAUCAAAGCUACUGGUCAACACCUGCAUCAGGAUUGAAGAUACAAGAUCUUCAGACAGAAUUUCAGCCCAUGAGAUACUCUGAACAUAUCAUUCUGUUGCAAGCAGUGUGUCGCUUCUGCACAAUCAGAGACUGUUGUGAUCUCUCCACUCAUUGUGGAAGUUGCCUUGUGCCUAAACUGAAUUGACAAAUGCAUUGUAACUACAAAUUUUAUUUAUUGUUAUGGAACUGUAAAGGUCUACAUAUAAAGGGAAAAGUUAACAUGUUAAAGGCUGAUAAAACUUCAGCUGAAUGCCAGCAUUUACUAAAGCUGUUCACAUUCAGAGAACAAAGCAGUGACAACCGUCGACCCGUAGCAUUCCCAGCAUACCUAUUAGUGUCUUAAAAAAGGAAGGGAAAAGUCUUUUGUUGUCCUUUCCUCUCCUUUUGCCAUAUGACUAGUGUUUUCCAUGCAAUAGGAAACUAUUCCUUGGUAUAGCUUUUUUUAUGUUAUUUUUGAUCUCUGGUAAUCUGAACAGUUAUGGUCAUAGUUCCCCUUCCAUACUGAGCUCUGUGCCUCAAGCCCCUCAGAGGCUUCAUGAAGGCUGCAGGCAGGAGCAAUACUGUGACCAUAACAUUUCUUGGAUUUAAAAAGUGAUUUUUAUUUUCCCUCAGACUUUCCUCAAACAUUUUUUUUUUUUCUAAUUAUAAACAAAACCUUUUUAGGCUUCUAGGCUUCAUAGUAAAGCUUGUAACGUGAAGUGUAAAUUGGGUGGGGAGAAUCUACUUUGUUAGAGUUGCUUUGUUUUCCGAGCAGUAAGUACUACAUAUAGUACAUGUAAAGUGUUAGCUGUAUGUAAGCACAAAAUGCAUUAAAAUACAAAGGAGAUUUUUUUCAGGCUGUAACUUUGGUGAAUAUAAAAUCCUGAGUUCACCAUGGCAGGUAGUGUGAUGAUAUAACCACCAGCAGGGUGGGCUAAUUACGUAAUGGAAUCUGAGAGCAAUGGUCACCAGUUUUUCCUUCCUGUGCACAUUAAUGAUCAUGUCACCUUGUAUGGCUUGUCAGUGGAGAAAAACCAGUGUGAAUCAAAUGCAAACAAAUGCCCCCAAAUGUCCCAAGCCAUAUUAGCAUUAAAACCUUUAAAUGUUUCUCCACCAGAACAGUGUCCGUAAGUAUUCCUUUGUCACAGAUGUGCUGAAAUGGUUAAAAUCCCUUUGAACUUCCAUGGAAACUGUCUUCCACUGCAAUGACCAUGGGAGGAAAUUUCCUAAGCCAAGGUUGUCUGAGCUAUUGUUUAUAUAGUGCAUCUUUCAUCACUGGCAAUUGGUUCACACACAAAACAGGAACAAAACUAUAAUUUUUAUGAAGUCAUUUAAUUUGAAAGAACAAAAGAUGGAUCGAUAAAAUAAACUAAUGAAUUUAAGCUCAUGUUUUGGAUGGUUCCUAACAAAACAGUUUGUGGAAUUAGUGGACUCAUUUCUAUUACUUUAAUUUGCAUAUAUCAUCCAAUAACACCUGAUUAUAUCUGUGGCCUUGUUCUUCAUUUCAGUGUUUAUCAGCUAAACGGAAUUUGUUGCUUAUGACGUGUGAAAGUGAUCACGUGCCACUGCCUGGCCUUUUUCCUUCUAAGCUUGUUGUCUUUUUGGCUAUAUUAGACUUUGCAGUAUGCCCAGAAGCUUUCCUUCAUAAAAUAGAAAGAAAAAAACAUUUGGCUUAUUUUUCACUGUAGCUAGUCUUUUAUACAAUAAUCUUGUAAGAAAAUUUCUUGAAUUCUAAAUAUUACUCUUUCUAGAUUUUUGAAAUCAAAAAAGUUUUCAGUAAAAAGUUUCUUACUUUAUUUUACUAUAUUAGGUAGUAAAAAUGUAGGGUUAUUUACCAUAACCUGUUCAUUAAUAUCAGAAAUUUACAAUAGCAUUGUAAGACCAUAGUAGGGUUCUAGCAUACCGUGUAGUACCUAUGGAGUAUUGUAAGAGCUAAUUGUCCGAGAUGAAUUGCUUCUCAUCUUGUUCUCCAGUUUCCAUUGUUGGUUUAUUGCAGAUUUGUACCCUGUGUCAAAUUUCAAGGUAUUGCUGAUAAACCUUUCCAACCAGCAGCAAGAAGUUCAAAAAAUUUCUGUCAAUGUAACAGAAAACACUAUGUAUAUAACAUUUAUGUAGCAAUAAAUGUGCCAUCUUUUUUUAA
This is a messenger RNA of Chiroxiphia lanceolata (lance-tailed manakin), 3981 nucleotides long. It is a transcript of the gene TCF12, whose product is annotated as transcription factor 12. Lineage: Eukaryota; Metazoa; Chordata; Aves; Passeriformes; Pipridae. The transcript is spliced from 14 exons. The coding region runs from base 59 to 1678 and encodes 539 amino acids. Gene Ontology annotation, molecular function: DNA-binding transcription factor activity, RNA polymerase II-specific; RNA polymerase II cis-regulatory region sequence-specific DNA binding; protein dimerization activity. Gene Ontology annotation, biological process: regulation of transcription by RNA polymerase II. The record is from RefSeq and is a predicted model, not a curated record. Gene Ontology annotation, cellular component: transcription regulator complex.